Molecule: messenger RNA, 692 nt
Organism: Botrytis byssoidea
Lineage: Eukaryota; Fungi; Ascomycota; Leotiomycetes; Helotiales; Sclerotiniaceae
Exons: 4
Coding region: 199-453 (84 amino acids)
Biological process (GO): mRNA splicing, via spliceosome
Cellular component (GO): precatalytic spliceosome; U2 snRNP
Source: RefSeq, a predicted model, not a curated record
CUUGUCAAUUGUGAAGAAUUCAAUCUUGUUAUUUUAGUUGCUCAGAUGUGAUUGUAUAACAACUUAGGAUAUAAUGCUCUUUAGAGCUAGCGGCCGCUGGAUGAAAGACGGACCGGGUUAACGUUCAAUGAACUUAAUGCUAGCAAGUAUAUCUUGACUUGAAUCUUCCAUUCAGCACAACCUGUCAAUCAACACAAAAUGGCGGACAAACUUCGCGCGCAGCAGCAGCUUGAACAACUCCAGCAGCGUUAUGUUGGAACAGGCCAUGCUGAUACAACUAGAUUCGAAUGGACGAGUAAUAUUCAGAGAGAUUCAUAUGCCUCGUAUGUGGGCCACCCGCCUUUAUUGAGUUACAUGGCAAUUGGAAUGGGAAGUCCAAGGGAGAUUGUUAGGAAAAAUAUGAUUGAGAAAAUGAUACAACCAGUUGGAAAGCCCCCCGAGGUGCAGGAUUAAAGAUAUUGGGCAUGGAAUCUUCUAAUGGAAAAUUAAGAGAGGAUAUCCCUUCAAUUGAAAAUAAGGGAAUCGCAUAUCGACAACACUCAUGGACAUGACAAGAUGAUAUCGGAGUGCGGAGGCAGGGGAGGACUGUUCAAGUUGAUAUCGGCGAGGAGUCAUGUUAUGGUGUUAAUGGCGCAAAAAUAUAUUUGGAGUCAGAUUGAUAUCACAUAACAAAGCUUUGUAAGAGGAGAAAC